GCUAUUUUAAUAUUAAAUAUUAAGUGGUUGUUGAAAGCUUAUCCUUUGGAAUGACCUCCAUCUGUAAUCAAUCAUCAAUCGGUUUAUAAUUUUUGUCUGUCUUGACUGUCGCGGCGAGCUUUGAUUUUGUGAAUGGACUCACUACGAAAAUGGCACAACCCUUUCAAAAUAUUCGCCAACGGCCUUUCGAAGCUCAGACUUUUCGUCGUAAUUUUGGAAAUAACUUUGAUACGGUUGUCGUUUCGGGCUUUUCGAGAUAUAUUCGAGCAAAACAAAUUGUGUAAGUUUAAACUUUCAGUUUGUUUAUAAAACGAGAAGCCAUUCAAGUGUGUCGAUAGACUCGAUACGCUAUGUCAACCACGUCUUGUUUCGCUUUUAGGGACUUUUUUAUCUUAAAAGAAGGUGAUUGUGUUUGCGUAUCGACGAAAAGCGACCCCCCUAGCGUUCUGCUUCGAUUUAGUUCUCCCGUCGUCGCUGAAAAUGUGGUUUUAAGGUGAGUAUUUAAACAUUGUUUAUAUUUUGUGUUGUCCUUUUAAAUCAAUACUUGAACUGGUCUUGAGUGCCUGUGCCUCGGGCUUUGCGAUGCAAAAUAUGUCGUUUUUGUGGGAUUUUGUUCAGUUUAUUGACAAUAUUCGAGUAAAAUAUAGCAUAUUUGGUGAUAAAACACAGCUUUUACAAGUUUAAAAUGCAUGUGGUUAAUUUUAUUGGUAUUUUAUAUAAGUCAUAGGAUUAUAAUUAAUAGGAAAUGAACCGUUUAAUGUGGUUAUAUUUCCGGUUCGUUUAAAUAUUGAUUAUUUGAUAAAUGCAAAUUUAUUGAUUAAAAUAAAACUAUUAUAAUAGAAAGUAGAUUUAAUUAAAAAAUGAAAUAAUAGUAUAAAUUAGUAUAAAAAACAAUUAUUCACCUCAGGCUCGAUGAUUAUCGUGAAUAAAAACCUCAACUUCGUCUCGGGUUUUAAUUCAUUGAUAAUCUCCUCGCCUUUGGCGAAUAAUUGUUAAUUAAAGGUGAUCUACAGUCCGUAUGUAAACAAAGCCUUUGUUUACAUUAUUGCGUCCAAAAUAUUGAACUUUAUUCGACAACUAUUUAUAUUUUCAAGCUUCUAGAGUAUAAUAAAUGAUCAAGAAACAAUCAGGCUUUGCAAGAACCCAAAACAUAGUUAAACUGUUUGUAUCAUAAAAAGUGGGGCUCCUUUGUGCACAUGCGCAGAUCGGACUGUAGAUCACCUUUAAGAUAUAUUAUUUUUUAGUGUACAUUGCAAAUGAUGCAUUUUUGCAUCUUAAUCUGCAUAUUUAAUUUACAUACUUUACAUAUUAAUCAUUCCCAUGCUGUGACUGUGGCUAACAUCAAAAGUGCAGACUAGGGCAUGUUGGGCAUUCAAAGCUCAACCAACUAAAACAGAUAAUGGUGUAUAAACCCUAUAAGUGGCAUUGUGCCAUAAUGCAUCUUAUUUUGUUAUUUUACUCUGUUUGCAAAAUUCUAGCUGUACCCACGCACUUAACGCCAGACAGUAUAUUCAUUGUGAAGCAGAAAAUGCGAGCACACAAUGGGUAAAUUACAUUUUCCCAUCCGUUUCUAGGUAUAACAAUGCUGAUGUUUAUGGUCAAAAACUUAAAGUAUUUCCUUCAAAUAAUUGGCAUUCUGUCAGUCCACAAAUUUCCUUACAAUCUGCUGAAAUCCCACCUUUGAUGGGAAACAAUGCACACAUUCCAACUCCUAAAACUCCAUCUAGAAGAGUGCAGGUGGGUUUUAUGAGAGUCCUGAGGAUGAGAGGGGAGGGAGUGUCUACAUCCCACUUCCCAGCCAUUUUUUAGACCAAAUCUCAGUCUUAAAUGAGAAACCUUGUGACCCAUACAUGUAUCUCAUGCAGGACAGAGCAGUUAACUUGUAGUAAAACUUUUUUGAUUUCAUAGGUUUUUUUGCUUGCUUAUCAUGGUUUUUGAAUACCUUGGGCAUAGGGGGGGGGGUGAAAACAAGGGUACUGCAUACUGCAUACUAUGCUGAGGGGGUGGGGCAGGGGGCAUUUUGGAUUUUUGGCCCAGGCCUCCAGCCCAAAAGGGCCCCCCAAAGUGACGAAGCCUUUAAUUUUCCUGAUACAAGAUUGCUUUUAACUGAGAAUAGAAAUUCAAGCUGUGUCAGUGCCGGAGAAUAUGAAAUAAAGUGUACUAUAUUGUAAAACGCUGCUUCUCCUGUUUUACAGUUAUGAUGUCACAGAGGCCCGCUGGGAAAGUUCUGCCCCAGGCCCCAUGCAACCUCACGGUGGCCCUGCUUGCAUGAUACUUGCCUGAAAACAAAGGCAUGGCGUGCCAGACUACAUUCUUGCAUCAUUAUAUAUGCUGCUCAACGUCAAAAAAUUAUUCUCUAUAUUAAUCUGCAUGGCUUCUCCCAACUACAGUAUAUGGCUGAGCCAGGGUUCAAAAUAACGUUCUGAAAAUAUGUGAAAUUUUGUAGGCUGUUUUUUGUAGGUGAAAAUUUUUGCCGGCUAUUUUCCAAGCAAAGUUUAGUUAUGUUCUGGAGUGGGCAUAGGCCAAAUAAUAGUGAUGUAAACCAAUACAACAUUUGUAAGAACACAGUAAUACAUUUUAUUUGGUGUAGGAACAACCAUUAAUAAGUUCUGUGUAUAUGUACGGUGUUAUUGUAAGCGAGUCAUCGGUGAAUAAAUAUAAUAUUUUCGCCGAUCCCCUAUGCUUUGAAAUUAAAAAUCGCUGGCAAGGUCCUAAAACUACCGGCUAUCGUUGGAAGCCGGCGGCUAUUUCGAACCCUGCUGAGCUUAUCAGAAAAUCAGAAAGUACACCUAUUUUUGUAUGGCUCAGAUAAACUUGUAUAUGCAGAUAACCAGACGUUACUGCAUAAUGUCUAAUUGUUUAUAUUGAAUUCAAAACGAUUUACCAACUGUGUACAGUAAUUUUAAUCUGUCAUGAUCUCCCUUGAUGAGCUUUAGCUCUUGAAGAAAAUGAUUCCAAAUAUGUUUAAAUAAAAAAAACCAAAAAAAACUAAUCAGCCCUUAUAUAAUAUACUGUACAUAGGGUUUUCCAUGCUGGCAAAAAAUCUCACAUCAAACAGUAACAUACUGUUCCACCUUGUCUAGUCGGCUUUAUAUUAUCCAGAUACUUCUGUGGGCAUGGAACAAAGUCUAUCACCCAUGAUACAGGAAAUUUUGGUUUCUGAUUUUGAAUUUUGAUUCCACAAAUGGUUUUUGAAUGGUUUUUGAAAGAUUUACCAUGUAUACUAUCAAAAACUGAGCAGUAACUGCACUCUUAUACCGUUAUUGUUUGUUAUAGAUUUAAUUUCCCAUAUGCUAUUAAAGUUGAUAAAACAUAAAGUAGUACCAUUAAUUAAUGGUAAUUAUUACUAUAUGGCAAGCAUCACUUCCGGUGAAAUGGCGGACUGUGAUUGGCUGAGAAGCACUUUCAGCGGUCCAUUAUUCUCCCGUAAUGGACAGACGGUCCAUUAUGUAAAAACAGACGUAUGUAUUUUAAAACAAAACAGCAAAACUAAUUGAAAAUUAUAAUUUAAUUUAUUAUCAAUAAAAUGUCUGCGAAUGGUUUUACGUAGAAAGGAAGGAAUACAUUGGUAUUUUUGUUUUCUUCGACCAAAUUUGUACCACGUUACUAAUACGCAUUUCAAAUCAUGCAUUUCUUGUUUGUUUCGAGUAUAAAUGCCUAUAAAUGCCAAAAAAUAAAGUUUUAUUAACCUCGCUUGCUCGGUCUUUACAGAGAAAUAUCGGACCUCGGUCUUUUGAACAAACCUCGCUGCUACGGGCUUCGGUCUGUACAAAAAAGACCUCGGUCCGAUAUUUCUCUAUAAAGACCUCGCGCUUGGUUAAUAAGAAGUUAAUAUUAAACAUCGUGGUUUUUACUAAUUUACCAUAUCCGAAAUCUAUUGUAACGAAUAAUGGUAUAAAGAGUAUUUAAUUUUAUACAUUCAAAAACCCAUUGAUGGAAUGUUCAAUUUUUUCUUUUUUUUUGACUUUUUGUUUAUGGAUCAGGCACCAUCAUUCUUAGAUGUACAGCCAGUGAUUGGGACAUCGAUUCUAAACCUAGCCCUUCUCAUUCAAAAGAACAACCUGAACGCUAGUAAUAACAGUAUUGUAGAAAGCCAAUGGAAAAGUCAAACACGUUCACCUCAAAGAAAUUUUCCACCAAGCAGACGUUCACCGCCGGACAAUCAACAGCGAAAUGUUACCGAUCGGAGAAGUGCGUGUAGACCUAGUGAUAUUCGUGCAGGACGUGUGCAAAGAAAUGCAGACAAGGAUCCAACAAGCAAUCGCCGUGACAAAAAUACCCUGGUGAAAAAACAAGAAACAGCACAAAAAGUAUCUCAUACGGAAAAAUGUCCAAAAGAUCAGGGCAUUAAAAGAAAUGAAGAAAUAAAAGGUCUGUAUAUAGACUAUAGUAGUUAUACCGCACUGCAAAAAAAUGACGAUCUGUGGCCGGUCGCAUCGGGUCGGUAAUUUUUUUUUGCCGUCCUGACAUGACGAUACUCGAUAGGUCGACAAUCAGUCGGCAUUUGCCGAUUGGUGAUCCGAAUUACGUGACCUGUGUUCAUUGCUAAUAAGUUUGUUCAAAUUAUUGUUUAAAUCUGUCAAUAGGAUAUUGAAGUACUCAUUGACCAGUGCAGAAACAAUACUAUGAUAUCAUUUAUAUCUAAGAUUGGAUAAUUCUUACGCCAGUAAUAGUAACGAGCGUUUAAGGGUUUUAUCCAUGUAGUUAAAACUGUCAAACGCGCUUGACAAACAUGAAAUGUUCGUGUUUGCAUGGGCGGUGUAUUUUUUACUGCAGCUGUUCGUCCUUAAAUACAUGCAAAUGAAGGUCUUGUCCAAACAACAUUGUUUACAAUACAUCUAAUAGACUGCAGCGCAAUAAUAUAUUGUCAUGUGUUAAUACCUUAUAAAGAAUGAUAAUUUUGGCUUGAAGUAUUCGACUUUUUCCCUGCUAUAUAUUUUCUGUUGGGUUUUGUUCCAAUUUUAAUCUGCUGUGUUAAAUUUACAGGCCCAGUUGUAAGACGGAGGAGACUCGGAAGACGAAACCGUGAGAAAGACAUCGAAAGAGCAAUUCAAACAGCUGUCUCUAAGGAUAGUUCAAGAGUAGUGUCUUCAGCUGGCAAAAACAUGAAUAAAAGUGACUCGUCAUCGUUGCAGAAAACACCACACGAUGUGGGAAAGGAAAAGCCAAAUUGUUCAACAAACAAUAACAAGAAUAAUGAGACGGGAAUUAAAGCGACGAUAGAAAAACCUUUCGAUGGUUGCAAAAUUAAUACGGAAGGAAACGAGAAAACGAAGCCGAAGGAGGAUGGAGCUUCAGUUGAUGGCGUGAAGAGCAAGAGUACAGCGUCAGCGAAAGAAAAUCCAGCAAGCCAGGGUAUUGGUAGUAAAAAAGAAUGCCCAACGAGAGUAAAUUGUAAGAAGGAUAAAGGGGGUGAUAAAACCACACCAAAAGAUUCAGGUAUCGAAAAUGAGAAGCGAGCAGGCGGCGUGAAGGAUAAGAGCGGAGAGAAAGGAACUCUUCCAGUAACCCAAGGUACUGCUAGUAAACAAAAAUGUCCAAUGGGAAAAAGCGAUAAUAAGGAUAAUGAAAGUUGCCAUACUCCCACACGAAAGGACUCAGUUCUUGAAAAUGAGAGUCCAAAGGGCAGCGUUAAGAGUAAGAGUGGAGAGAAAGAUAUCCUGAAAUCAUCAAUGAGUUCUGAGAGCGAAACGAAAUGUCCAACGAACAAAAGUAAUGACACUUAUAUUGGAAAAGGAGGUAAUGAAAUCACAAAAAAGGAUUCAAUUAUUGAAAAUGAGAGCACAAACGCGAAGAACAAGGGUAGAGAGACGGAAAGUCGAAAAUCAACAAUGGGUUUUGCCAGUGAAAAGAAAUUUGUAACAAGGAAAAACGGUGACAAGACUAGUGGGGAUGAGAAUCGUAAAAAGACAGCGAAGGACUUGGUCAUUGAAAGUAAAAGUGCAAGUGACGGUAUAAUGCGCAAGAGUGGAGAGGGGAAAAGUCAACAAUCAAUGCGGGAUGGUGAAAAAGGAGAAGUUAGUCAAAGAAUGGGCCCAAAUGACUCGGCUACUGGAAAUGAACGUCCAGCUAACAAUAACAAGGACAGGAAUGUUGAAAGUCGAAAAUCAACACAAGAUUUCGAUCAGGACUGUCUGACGACUGGAAGCAACAGCGAGAAUGACGAGCCAGGAAGAAACCUAGCAACUUAUAAACGCUGUAGUACAACAGGCAACGUGAAACAGGGCCAAAAGGAUUUUGAUAGCAAAACUUACGCUGGUAUGAAGGUGGCAAAGAAUGACAAAAAGUGUUCAUGGGACGACAACAAGAACACAAAUAUCGGCAGCGAAUGUCGGCCAUCAACAUCGAAAUCUGGAUCAGAAAAGAAAUAUCCAAGUAGCAAUAUCAAUGAUGCGCAACAUGGAAAACAGGUCACAGCCUCAACGAAUGCAAGCAAGAGUCACGAAAAUGUGAAAGGAGGUGAUGUAAGAUCAACGAAUUUCAGUACAGAUAAGAAUUUGGGAACAACGCAGGAUAGUUCUGGUAAUAAGGGUCCAAUAGCAGACAACGAUAAACGAAAUGCGGAAACUAGGAGUGAGAUUGUGUCAACACAGAACAAAUCUGCAAAUAACAACAAAUCUUCAGUCAAAACGGACCCACAAAACAGCAAUGUCAAAAACCGUAGUCAGACGGUGAAGAGUCCUCAAAACCUUCCCAAUGGUAAAAAGCCUUCUUUAGAAAACCAGCAAAAGAAGGAUGAGAAAGGAUUGAAAAAAACUGGAUUGAAAAAAACCUCUGACAGAAGUUCUUCAAAAGACAACAAACUGAAGCAAGCUAAUGAUAGUCCGACUGCAGCACAGAGAAAUCCUACUCAGAGAAAUUCAACCACUUCCAAGUUAGCUAAGAAUAAUGGUGGAAAAGCGAAGCCAAAAAGUUCUGUUUCUAAGAAAGAUGUUGCAAGAGAACGCAAUCACAGAUUCAUGAUAAAUGCUCGCGGCGACAAACGCGAUAGUUUUGGAAGAAACCAUGAGAAGGACAGCAUAAGAUACAGGAAGAGACUCGAUGAAUCAUCACCGCAGCCAAGAUCAUUUUCUCCAUACCGAAACAGGAUCAGUCCUCCAAGAGAUUCUAGAGUGUUCGAGGGGAACCGUUCUCCAGAUAGAACCACUUUAAGAAACAAUCUUGUGAGAAGCUCUGAUGAAGUACGGUCAAGGAAAAGAGCCUUUGAAGCUGCAGGCCUUGUAGUCGCUCCACCCAAGAGAAAGUGCUUAAAUAAAAAAAGUACGGGAGAUAAUAAAGAUAAGAUGGAUCCAAAGAAAGUCAUUGAUACUACCUUUGAAGUUACAGGCCUUGUUCUCGCUCCACCAAAGAAAAUGUGUCUAGAUGACCAGAGCACUAGAGACACCGAUAUAAAUGGUCCGGAGAAAGUCGGUAGUCCAAAUGAGUUUGUUCCAAAGAAAGUGAUUGAUACCGCCUUUAAAGCUACAGGCCUCGUAGUCGCUCCUCCUAAAGGAAAGUGCCUGCAUAACAAAAGUUCAGGAAGUAAUAAUAAUAAAAUGGGUACAAAAAGACUGUUUGGGUUAAAGGACCUGCGAGAUGUGGUAAUUGAGAAAAAUAGUGAAAAACGUUAUGGAACAUUGAAGGGACAAAAAAACAACAAUCAAAAAGGGGGUGAUGGUAUUCGUCGUGGUAAGCAAUCAGAUACAAAGAAUAUUUCAACCAGAAAAAAUCAGGAAGGCAAAGAGUCCAUUCCAGUGGAAAUCUCUGCAGAAGAUAGCAAUCUGAAAAGAAGAGAUUGUUUGAAUUUUGACAAAGGACAAGCAGCACGCGAUGCAUUGGAAAACUCAACGAAAGAUUCGUCAAAGAACUUGGAAGAUAGAGGGCUGGCCAUAACAAAAACGUCUGCAAAAGAUGCCACUCAGAAAAGCGGGGAUGGUUCAAAUCUUGCUACAGUUCAAUCAGUAAGCGACAUAUUGAAAACCUCUGACACAAUUGAGGAUUCGUCAAUGCAAAAGAAGCCGGAAAACCACGCUGCAAAGACGUCUGUUGGAGAUACCACUGCGAGAAGCAAUGAUUGCACGAAUAGUGAUAAACUACAGUUACAAGGCAAUGCAUUGCAAUAUUCAGAUUUAAUGAAGGACUCGUCAAAUAACUUGGAGAAGAAAGAAUUGACUAUGACAAAGUGUUCUUCAGAACAGGACUACCAGGGAAGUAGUAAUUGUACAGAUCUCGAUAAAGAAGAAGUAGCCAGCCACAAAUUGGAAAAUUUUAAGAUUUGGAAGGAAUCUUCAACUCAAAAGAAACCAGAAGAUAAUGGACUUACCAUAGCAAAAAAAUGUUCAGAGUAUUUCUGCCAGAAAAUCAACGAUGGUACAAAUUUUGGUAAAGUAGAACCAGCAGGCGAUGCAAUGAAAUUUUUUGAUUCAAUGAAAAACUCGACCACGCGAAAGAAAUCAGAUGACAAAGGAUUAACCAUAAUAAAUAGUUCUUUAGAACAGAGCGUCCAGAAAAGCAGUGAUGGUUCAAGUCUUUAUACAAUACAAGUAGCAGGCGAUUCAUUGAAGAAUCCUGAAUCAAUAAAUAAUAUGUCAACACCAAAUACCCCACGAGAUAGAGAAACAAGCCUAGAACAUGGUUCUUCAAAGCAGAGUAUUUUUCCAAAAGGAGAUAAUCAGAAUAAAAUUAAGGAAAGUGAUAGAGAAAGCCCAAUAUUGAUCAAUCAAGGACAUGAUGACAUGAAAGAAAAUCUUACUAAAGAGAAAAAUAGCCUUGAGAAAAAUUCAUACAGCAAAAUACCGGUUUCACCUUGUACCGCUGUUCUUUCCACCGUUCUUUCCUUAAAUUUCUCAAUCAGCAGUGAAAACAGUUUUGGUGUGGAAGGUGAGCAUACUACUUCCACCGAAAGAAAUUCUGACACGUGUAAAGCUUCUUUAGCAGCCGAUAUUACGCAGAGAAAUAUGACUAACAAUGGCAACGAUAAACUGAAAUGUUCUUCUUUCAAUACAGACAGUUUAAAAGAUAGCAUUCAAAGAGACAUUGAAGUAGAAGCCGGGGAUAGAAACCAGAUUCAGGACGAAAACUUUGAGCAAGAAAGAAAUCCUUCGAAAGGAGAUGUCGAAGAAAAUGUUUGUCACGUUGAUCAAGUUAGUCAGUGUGUUGGUGCGUUUUCAACUGUCAUUACCACUACCGAUCAGUCGGAGAAUGAAAAUAGCAAUCAAAGCGAGUCAUUGUCAAUACCAAAGAUGUCUGAUGAAGAACCAUUGAAAGACGACUGUGUAAAAAGAAACGUUUUCGAAAAUCAAAAAUCACUUCCGACCGUAUCAAAAACUGUUCCUUCUAAGACAACAACCUUGGGUUGUACAAACAGUGGUAUUACUAAUAGCAAAUUUAUGCUGGCCAAGUUAAAAACUUUGAAAACUAAUGCUCAAAAGACUUCCAGAAUUCAAGACAGAGCGAACGUGGCCACGAGUGAAGAUAGAAGUAUUUCUGUUAAGAUAAAUUCGGCAUCAAAUAGUAGCCAGCAAGAAAAUGAGACGACCAGCCCAAACAAUGCCUCUGAAAGCAAGUCAGAGAUUGUCGAGGACAGGAUUGUCAAAUCUGCAGAGACCCAAAGUGAGCUGGCAACCGUAUCGAAAUAUUUCGCAUGCAUGAAAAUCGCUAUUGACCAAAAAAGUGAUGCUGGUGUUAGUGAUGCUAAACUCAAACCAAGUUUAAUGGAAAUUUCUGGUCCAAAUAAGGAUUGUUCGAACAGUAAUCAUAAAAACACUGACGUGGAACAGCAACCAGUCAUUACAUGUGAUUCGGCCAAAAAAGCAGAUGACAAUUUUCCAAAUUCCACUCCUACAAACAAAAUUUUGCCGGAAUUAGAAGAAGUCGCACCUAGUAUUUCUCGAAAAUCGUUAAAACCUCAAAGUGAGCGAAGAAUUAUGAUGAUUCGUGUGGCGAAGAGUGAUGUACAGAAGGUGGACAAAGACGAGAACGAAGAGAAUGAAACGCAGAAAUCAGCAGAACCAAAAAAUAUGCCAGUUGGGGCAAAUGUUCCUGACAACAUGCAGAAACCUGUUGAGAGCAAAACUCGGAUGUCAGCGUGCAUCUCUGAGACAGUGAAAGAAAGUAAACACAGUGAAGUAUUCUCACAAGAAAAUACUUCAAAUGUUGUCAGCGAAGAACAUGUUGCUGAACAGCCCAAGGUCGUCUGUGAUUCUAUUGGAUCUAAGUCCUCAUCUGGUGUUGCAUUUUUAAGGAAGUCAACAACGAUUACGAUAGCACCUGCCCUGCUAGCCACAGAAGAAGUUAAGAGAUUUAAAACCGAUGUACUACUAGUUACAGAAGACCAUCCAAUGUGUGUUACUAAUAAUAGUGAAAAAUAUUUCCAUAAUUUAUCUACUAUUGAUCUGCAGAACAAUAACAUACGCAUUGCAAGCACCAGUAUUUCGGAUGUUAAAAAGGAAACCCAACUUCAGAAUGAACCAACUUCUGCAAAAGACAACUCGUCAUUUCAAAACAAUGCUUCUGAAAACAAUCAAGGGAAAGAACUCACAAACGUAACUUGUGAUUCUUUCAAUGCAAACGAGAGUGCUUCCCAGGUACCGAAAGGCUUAUUUUUAACUACGAUUACACACGAUGGCUCUGAUUGUGAAGUGAAAAGAGUGAAAAUUGAGAAAACGUCGCCACCAAAGGACAAUUUAGAGGGAAAACGUUAUAGUCUAGUAGAUAUCCAUGGCAGACCAAACUGCGACUCUAUAAAUUCUGACAAAACUACUCCCUUAUCGGAAAACCCUACUUCAACAACGAGUACUGCAAUUUUUUCCGAUUUUAAGACGAUGGUGAAGUUAAAUAAUAUUGAAGAAACAUUGACAAAAAACGACCAGGAAUAUUCAAUCGACGACAAACGCUGCGACAGUGACUUUCAGAAAACGAAAGAUAAUUUAGGAAAUUCAAAGAAAUCAGUCUCAACAAACAAUGCAAAACACAACUCGAGUGCUACCACAAACAAUGAAUUGGUUUGUGGCAAAGGGACCAUAAUGUCCUCUGGUAAUUCGUCAGUAAAGAAGUGUAUUAUAAAUACAAACAUAGUUAAGAUUGAAAGCAAAGAACGUUAUCUUGAAGUGGAUCGUGGGAAUGUCUUGAAAAAUGUCCAUACUGUUACUGGUAGUUCAAUUGAAAAGGAUCCAGUAUCUGUAUUGGGAGAAACAGAAUUGGUCAGGUGUUCCAGCACAUUGUCAAAUACUUGUGAGAGCAAAAAACAUUUGAUUCAACAGGACAGGCAAGAUGUUUUGAAGAAUUCUCAAAAUGGUGUUGGUGAUAGCAGUGAUGGUAUUCUGAACGCAAGUUCAAUUGAAAGAAACCCGAUACCUGUCUUAGGUGAACCAAGAUUGGUCAGGAGUUCUAGUACAAACUCUCGUAACAGCAAAGAUAUCUUGAUGCAGGGAGAUAUGCUAAAUGUGUCGAUAAAAUAUGAAAAUAAUACUGAUUGUAGCUCUGAAACUUUAUCGAACUUGACUUCAAUGGAACGAAAGCCGAUACCCGUAUUAGGAGAACCACGGUUGGUUAGGAGUUCCAGCACAAACUCUCUUUCAGCUAACACUGAAAACCAAUCUUUACUUAAGCCUACUGGUCCUAGUUUGCAGAAUCAUACUCGAAAUUAUAGCCAGUGUGCGGGAGUGAAUGCUCAGGGGAGAAAGUCUGGGAAAAGAAAAAUAACACGACGAAAGGAAAAUAAGAAUAGGCGUAAGAAACGUUUAAGAAGAAUGCAAAAUCAACAGCAAAACCAAGGAGCAGAAGAUAAUGUUCAAUGUGGAAAGGCUGUCGGUAAUAAUGGCAGUGUACAACAACAGAAUUGUGAACCUGAAAGUUUGAAACAAGUUUUCCGAAUGAGGUGUAAAGAUUAUACCACAAAUGUUGAAAAUUUUGCUCAAAAUUUAAGUCUGAAUGAAAGCAGCCAAGAGAUUCUGCAGGACGUUUUCCAAAGUGGUUGUUUUGGAGACUUGAUGAAUGAUGAGAAUUUUGGUCAAAAUGAAAAAGGUGUUAGUCAGAAUGGAACCAAGCCAAGAUUAGAGCAAUCUUCCCAAGAGGAAGUCCCAAAUAACGAUGGUAAUUUAGUUCAAAAUAGCAACGGUGUAAGUCAAUAUGAUAUCGAACAAAAUGUAAAUUGUUCAAUUCAAUCUACCGAAGUGGUUUUAAAACAUGCUUCCCAAAGUCAAAGUACCGGUGACGCUAUAAAACAAGCUUUUCAAACUGUCUCCCACGAGGUAAAUAAUGAUGAAAGGUCUGUUCAAAAUGUACAAAGUUCCCAAGAUGAAUUAAAGCUAUCUUCUCAGAUUGGUUGUCAAAAAGUAAACAGUUGUCAAAAUUCGGUUCAAAGUGACACAUUUAACAAUGCCAGUGAUAGAAACUAUGAUUUUAGUGGCAAUGAGAAUGCUCUAACGUUGAUAAAUAAGGAUUUUAAAAGUGGUUGUCACAAUGUCAAUGGUGGGAAUUCUGUUCAAAGUGGCGCAAGUUUUAGUGACAAUGGUCGUGGAAAUUUGAACUAUCCAAGCGCAAGCUGCCAAGAUAUUUUGAAUCAAGCUUCCCAAAGUGGGUGUGAGAGCCUUAGCAAUGGUGGAAGCUCUGUUCAGAAUGAUGGCCAAGAUGUCAAUUUAACGGGCGAUACCGCAAUCGCAGGCAAAAGAAAGCGAGAGGAUGAGCCUGCCGACGUAGCUGGGAAUAAGCAUCAAAAGUGUCUAAAUCCAAGCCAAAAAAAGAAUUUGAAUGAACUACAAAGCAAUCAGAGUAAUGAACAAGCUGCUGGUGUUGAAGGCAUGAAAUUGAGCGGGAAAGAACGUAAUGGACAAGAACAAGAAAGACGGUUUCUAUGGGAAAACAUAUUGACAAUUGAAGAGGUUGGGUUACAUUUUAAUCCGUAUUCCAGUUUACUUUAGACUGAUAAAACCAUCAAUUAUUUAAGUUUUCUCGUAUGGUAACACACAAUCAAUAGCCUUACUCGCUCUCUAGAGUGAACAGUUUAGAACUGAUACAAUUAUAAUAGUAUAAUUUACAAGUGUUAUUACCUCUUGUAGUAAUACUAGACCAAUAAUGAAUAGGCUUUACUGGGUUGCUCAGGAAGACAAGUUAGACAACCCUGAUGGAGAGAGCUAUCUAGUAUGGAAUGGAAAAACUUUAUUUAAACAGGGGUGGCCCUUUCAGCACGAUGCCUUUCAUGCACGAUGAUGUGGUGGAUAUUAUAGGAUGAUAAGGGGUUUUCUCUUUCUAUUUUAGCAAUACGAUAAAGAGAGUGUUGCCUUGCUCAGGAACGUGAAGAUGUUAGCUAGGUAAGUAGAUAGCUUUCAGCUCACUUUAAAAAUAAUGUCACCGUGGUCAAGCAAAAUUUUUAGCUUGCUUUGUAAAAUACAAUAAAUAAAGUCGUUUUUUUUUGUCAAAACUACCUGACCCAUUGUAGUACUGCGAUUACCUAUUUGUAUCUUACAGCAUGGAUCCAAGUUUGACAGAAAAACUAAAAGGUGCCUUCAGAGAUAGCCUGACCGAGAUUGGUCGAAAGUAUUUAUUGGAUUUACAUAAACUGAAGGUAAAGAACGACAGUUACAAGAAUCAACAUAAACUUGCUAAGGGUAAUAAUGUUCCUCCAAAGAAUCCUAAGAAUAUACAAAGUACAGAUCAGGGUAAAACUCAGAAUCAACGAAAGAUGAUUAAAGCUAAGACCCCUCAGAGUAAACCUGGCACUCCACAAAAGAAGGGUAAAGGAAACGUCAAUCAAACAAAUCCCACGAAAAAGCAACAAGGUACUGGCAAAGCUGUCGAUAAUGGUGAAACUAACAACCAACAAAAGAUGGCCAAGGGGGAAAUGGCUGAAAAUAAAACUCAGAAAAAAUCACAGAUGAAAGGUAAUAUGCCUCGGAAUGAACCUCAGAAUACGCCCAAGGGUGAUAAUUCUCAAAGAAAUCCCCACAGCCAGUAUAAUAUGAUUAGACCGGUCGGGAAAAUUGGACCUACCAACAACAAACAAAAUAUGGUUUCAGGUACUAUGCCACCGUGCUGGCCAAAACUAAAUGGCUCAAAGGGAAAUGUUGGUCAAAUUGGUCCACAAAGAAGAUGUACGCUGUAAAGACAGAGUGGUUAAAAUAACCAAUUUGAAUUUGCUGUCCCACUUAUUUUACUGGUAUUUUAUUGGUUAAAACAACCAAAUGUUUGGUUAUUUUAACCAAUUUUUGUUUUGACCAAAUAAUAUAAGUCAAAAGAAAAUGCAUCUGAGGCAAACCAAUUCAAAUCGGUUAUUUUAACUCAUGGUGUGAAACAGUCCAAACAAACGAUUGUAGACUAGAGAUUGAAUACAGUAAAAUCCCUCGUAUAGGAACCUGCUCUUUUUCAGGUCAAGGGAAAUAGGUUCUCACAUAUGUGAUCAGAAUAUUAAGUUGUAUUUCAUGACUGUAAUACUAAUGUUACAACAUUUUCCAAAUUUCAAGCUGAAUAAUUGGUUCUGAUAGAAAUGGUUGAAUAAACGGCAGAUUUCCGGCUAGUAGGAUUUUACUGUAUUACAGUCGCAUUUCUAUUAAGGGAUAUCGACUAAUUUAUAUUUGGAGUUUUGGAACUGUUGCUCUGAAAUUUAUGAAGGUAGUGCUUGGAGUAUAAAUUAUUUAUUAUUAAUGUUACCAAUAAUUGAAUUCACUACAAUCCUGCCAAGACGGUGUUGAAAUACCAUAUCAUUUUUUGUGCUUUACUGCCUUGUUUGUUUAUGUAAGGGGUGACCAGGGACGCUGGAACUGGAGGGGCAGGAGGGGCAGCUGCCCCUCUUGCCUUUUGCUAGGAGGGGCAAGGGGGGCAGAAGUGCCCUUUGAGUUGUAAAAUACUACCUGAUAAAUCACAUUUCCAGUGAUGCUUUUUGGGCAAAAUCGUGAGGUGUGAUCUUGACCUGAUUAAGUGCGUUUGCUUUCAUUGGCAAAUCAUAUCUUCACCGGGAUCUAUAGAGGUGGCCUUUUGGUGUACGUUUGCCCCCCUUUGCCUUUUUAUCGUUCCGGCGUCCCUGGGGGUGACUCCUUAGACAGACGACUGUUCUCUCUAAAGAGUUUAUUUUUCUAACGUAUAGCAUACAUGGGAAUGAGGAACUCAAAACUCCUUAUAUAAUGAAAUUGUUUAUAUGGCGUUUCAACGCUGUCCUCCAGGAUUGUAGCUUGUUGUUCAGAUGCCAAUGGUAUUUGACAGAUGUCGAAGUGAUUGUGUAAAAUGUUUCAUGGUUAAUAUUGAGC
Messenger RNA from Paramuricea clavata, 15218 nucleotides. Lineage: Eukaryota; Metazoa; Cnidaria; Anthozoa; Malacalcyonacea; Plexauridae. The record is from the annotation of a GenBank genome assembly.